AUGACGCCUUCCAGUAGGAGCCGACAGACCCCUUAUACAGGAGAGCUCUGGUUGGCAUCUGGCAGGUGCCCCUCUGGAAGGAAGCUUCCAGAUAAAAAUUCUGGUUCUGCCGCCAGACCUUCCACUGCCAUUGGCCUCUGCAGGAGGAGACAGACCCCCGGCGCUCUGCAGAGCGCCUGCCCGAGUAACACAGAGCUGGAGCUGGAGCUGGAGAAGAUGAUGGCAGUCCCAGCAGGAGCUCAGGCACACCCCGACAUCCAAAGCAGACUGCUGGGCGCGUCCGGAAAUCCUGUUGAAAGAGGCGCAUUUGCCAUGGCGCCAGAGAUGCUCCCCAAGCAUCCUCAUACCCCACGGGACAGGAGGCCUCAGGCGGACACCUCCCUCCUUGGCAAUCUGGCAGGAGCGCCCCUUCCUCUGCUGGCUGGUGCUUCCACCCAUUUCCCCUCCAAGAGGUUAAUAAAGGUUUGCUCCUCAGCACCCCCCCGCCCAAUCCAGCGUUUCCAUAUGGUUUAUUCACAGGCCCUUUCUAGGCCAGUGGUGAAUGCUCACUUACAUUGA
Molecule: messenger RNA, 558 nt
Organism: Pan troglodytes (chimpanzee)
Lineage: Eukaryota; Metazoa; Chordata; Mammalia; Primates; Hominidae
Exons: 2
Coding region: 1-558 (185 amino acids)
Source: RefSeq, a predicted model, not a curated record